AAAAAUCACGUGAUCUAAAAAUGGAGGACAAAUUUUUUUUUUCAGAAUUUGUUUAGAUCCAGAUUUUAUUGAUAUCGACAGAAUGGUUCAACUGCUUGCCUUUGAAGGAGUGUAACAGACUGUAGUCAAAGACAAAGACUUGCUUAAAUCAAACUGCAAUUACUGUGUCAAAGUACAUGUAAGCAUUAGGUAUACAGCUGGAAAAUCAUUUGGGAAAAAUUGUAAUACAUGUACCUGCAUGUUAUUUUCUGGUUUGAUUGACAUGCAGAAAAAGUUAUUUAGACCAUAGAUACAGUUCUUUGGCUUUACAAGUGAGAGAUGACUUCUUCAAAGGCAUCUAUAAUGAACCUUAUAGAGAGGCGUCUCAGUCUUGCCUUCAGAGAACUCAAUGAGAUGCCAGAUAACUUGGUACAAAAGCAUGGUCUUUACCUUGAGGAACUUGAUAUCAGUAACAACAAAAUCACAGAUUACAGGUUUUUGUUAGAACUGCCCAAGCUUACAACUCUUAUACUGGACAGCAAUGGACUGCAAUCUCAUGUAAAAUUCCCAACUCUCUCUACAUUAUCCACAUUGUGGGUGAACCAUAACAGAAUCAACAACUUGGGAGUAUUCAUAGGGACCAUCUCCAAAAGCUUCCCAAACCUCAAGUUUCUCAGUAUGAUGAACAAUGAGGCAGCCCCCAGCUACUUCAAUGGAGGUUCAUUUCAGCAAUACUCAGAUUACAGACAUUAUGUGAUAAGCAGACUUCCCAAGCUGGAAAUUUUAGAUGAUAAAGCAGUUGAGAUCAACGAGAGAGAGGAGGCUGAGAGAAUAUAUGGCAAACAUGUUGAGCAACCAGUUAUACAGGAGCAUAAAAGGAGAUCAAAGAAGAAGAAACAAACCCACAUUACUUGACCUUUUAUGUUUAUUUCUCACAAAGUGGAUCAAUGAACUCAUACUCUGCACUAGAAUGAUGAACUUGGAAUCUGCACUAGAAUGAUGAACUUGGAAUCUGCACUAGAAUGAUGAACUUGGACUCUGCACUAGAAUGAUGAACUUGGAAUCUGCACUAGAAUGAUGAACUUGGAAUCUGCACUA
Messenger RNA from Owenia fusiformis, 1077 nucleotides. The record is from the annotation of a GenBank genome assembly. NCBI's taxonomy places the organism in Eukaryota, Metazoa, Annelida, Polychaeta, Sabellida, Oweniidae.